Molecule: messenger RNA, 2476 nt
Organism: Lampris incognitus (smalleye Pacific opah)
Lineage: Eukaryota; Metazoa; Chordata; Actinopteri; Lampriformes; Lampridae
Gene: septin10
Product: septin 10
Exons: 10
Coding region: 121-1404 (427 amino acids)
Biological process (GO): cytoskeleton-dependent cytokinesis
Cellular component (GO): septin complex; septin ring; cell division site
Molecular function (GO): molecular adaptor activity; GTP binding; GTPase activity
Source: RefSeq, a predicted model, not a curated record
GUAGCUGACAUUGUAAUGGGACGGGUCCGAUCUGGAAUCUGAAGUAAUUGUCUAACGCGGCCGUUUUCGCUGAUAUUAUACCCGCUCCGAUAAACGCGCUGCACCGCUCUCCGUAACGAAAUGGCCUCAUCUGAUGUCGCUCGGCAUCCGGAUAAGGGUGCGCGGGCCCUUUCCCUGUCUGGUCAUGUGGGUUUCGACAGUCUCCCAGAUCAGCUGGUAAACAAGUCUACCUGCCAGGGCUUCUGCUUCAACAUCCUCUGCAUUGGUGAGACUGGUAUCGGUAAAUCCACGCUGAUGGACACUCUGUUCAACACCAACUUUGAGAACUUUGAGUCCUCCCAUUUUGAGCCAAAGGUGAAGCUGAGGGCCCAGACCUAUGACCUGCAAGAGACCAACGUGCGGCUUCGCCUCACUGUGGUGAACACAGUGGGUUUUGGUGACCAGAUGAAUAAACAGGAGAGCUACCAGCCGGUGGUGGACUAUAUUGACCGUCAGUUUGAGAGCUACCUGCAGGAGGAGCUGAAGAUCAAGCGCUCGCUUCACAAUUACCACGACUCGCGUGUCCACGCCUGCCUCUACUUCAUCUCCCCCUCGGGCCACUCCCUCAAGUCUCUGGACCUGGUCACUAUGAAGAAACUAGAUAGCAAGGUGAACAUCAUCCCAGUGAUAGCCAAGGCUGACACCAUCAGUAAGAGCGAGUUACACAAGUUCAAGAUCAAGAUCAUGAGCGAGCUGGUGAGCAACGGGGUUCAGAUCUACCAGUUUCCCCUGGACGACGAGACUGUGGCCAAGGUCAACACCACCAUGAACGGUCACCUGCCGUUCGCUGUGGUUGGCAGCACAGAGGAGGUGUGUGUCGGCAACAAAAUGGUGAAAGCUCGCCAGUACCCCUGGGGUGUGGUACAAGUGGAGAAUGAGAACCAUUGUGACUUUGUGAAGCUGAGGGAGAUGCUGAUCUGUGUCAACAUGGAAGACCUGCGGGAACAGACUCACACACGCCACUAUGAGCUCUAUAGACGCUGUAAACUGGAGGAGAUGGGCUUUAAAGACACCGACCCGGAGUGCAAACCUGUCAGCCUGCAGCAAACCUAUGAAGCCAAGCGGCAGGAGUUCCUGGGGGACCUGCAGAGGAGAGAGGAAGAGAUGAGACAGAUGUUUGUCCAGAGGGUGAAGGAGAAAGAAGCCGAGCUUAAAGACGCAGAGAGAGAGCUGCAGAGCCGUUUUGAGCAGCUGAAGCGGCUCCAUGCGGAGGAGAAGGCAACCCUUGAGGAGAAGAGGAGGCUCCUGGAGGAAGACCAGAGUUCCUUCAGCAAGCGACGUGCAGCAGCUCAACUUCUGCAGGCCCAGAGCCUCACAGCUAAUGGCAAGAAGGACAAGGACCGCAAAAACUCUGGCUUCAUGUGAAGACAUUGUGUCCCAAAGUACCUCCAGUAUGACCUAGCCUGGUACACAACUGCCGGCACCCGGCCCAGCAACAUCCUCUCAACGGCCAGUUUCUGAACACUAACCAGAAAAACAAUCUCACCAACCAGCAGUGUGUAUGUUUGUGCACCAAAGUUAAGUUAAUGUUUUCGCUUUACGGUGUCCCGAAACAUCAAAAAUCCUCUGUCCAUUUUGGUAUGAUGUUUGAUUUUCCUUUUUGUUGCGGUUUUAAACCUUUAUUUAGUAUCAUAUUUUUUAUAUUUAUCCAUUUUAUGUAAUUUUUCAUAUACCUCUUUUGAUUUUUGCCAGUUCUGAAGGGCAUCACGGUGACGUCGGUCCACAAAAUGCCGCUUGAAAUUUCCUUUAUAGAUCCCAAACAUAGAUUCCAGUACUUGGAUAGCUAUCAGAAGGAUAGUGGGUUUUACACAACAAGUCGGGAGCGUCCCUCUCUUUUGUUUACACGGCUAAUCCAAAGCUAAUAAGCUGAAGUGUAACCGAGAUGUGCCAGGAACGUUGUAUGUCUGUGAAUCAAUGCAAUAUAUACCGUACAAGAUGAGGGAGAGCCAGAUCUGGUCUGCAUGCUUUGUUUUGAUCUCUAGGAGUCAGAUAUUAAAUUCUCCUCCUGUACAUUAGAAUAAGGUUAAACUGUUAACCAAAUGUUCCACUGACUAGAUUUCACCUGUCAGUAAUUAUUGUUGUUGACGGGUAAGAAUGGGUUGUAGUCAGAGUGGAGCGGUCUCUAAAGAGUAAGCCAUGACACUAUUGUGCUAGUAUUCAAGAGGGUGACUUUUCGUAGCCAACUCCAACUGGUCCCAGUGCCUCCCCUAUGACUCCAAUACUAGUAUCUAAAAUGUGCAUGUGCCUUAUAUGUGUACAGCGUACCUACCUACACACACGAUUAUGCAGAAACUACCAUUUACAGCCAGGGAAACACAUCAGUGCCUAAUUCAUUGUAAUACUUUUCCAUGACACAUUUAAACUACUUUUAUGUAAAGAAUAAACGAUGUUAUUUGCGAUCAUUUCCUCAAUACCUAAAUAAAUCUUUGUAUUUUUG